This is a messenger RNA of Pocillopora damicornis (cauliflower coral), 1690 nucleotides long. RefSeq names its product DNA-directed RNA polymerases I, II, and III subunit RPABC1. The record is from RefSeq and is a predicted model, not a curated record. Lineage: Eukaryota; Metazoa; Cnidaria; Anthozoa; Scleractinia; Pocilloporidae. Gene Ontology annotation, biological process: transcription elongation by RNA polymerase I; transcription by RNA polymerase II; tRNA transcription by RNA polymerase III. Gene Ontology annotation, cellular component: RNA polymerase I complex; RNA polymerase II, core complex; RNA polymerase III complex. Gene Ontology annotation, molecular function: DNA binding.
AAAAAUUUAGUGUUAGAUCAAGGUAAAAAGUUCUAAGCGAUAAGUUUGAGUAUUCUCAUUACCAGUUUGCAGGAUAAUUUAGAGAUAUACUAGGGAGAUUUUAUGUCUUGGUCGCUUUUAGAUUUAAAGGGUAAAUUCAGACUACUUGUAAUCAAACCAGGUAAAACUUCUGGGAAAUGAAUUUAGGUCUGUGUUUGAAAGCUUACUGUCAUAGCUUGCUUGACUGUUUUGUGUUUAUGAUGUUAAACAUCUGAAUUUCAUGUAAUAUUUCCUUACAUUUUUCUGUGUAUUGUGAGCUGUGAUUGCAAUUGAGAGUGUUAUUUUAACUCUUCCACUCCCAGGAGUGACAAAAAGGGCAUUUCUCCUUACAACUUUAAUGCAUUUACAGGCAGAAAGGUUAUAAGAAGUUAGAAGAAUAUCAGUUUGAGGAUGUUCGUGGAGUCAAUUCCAAAUUCCCAGACCUAAAAUGAUAAGAAAUGCAUGUUAGAUAAGGCAGAGAGUUGAUAAAUACAUGUAGCGUGGGAACUGAAAUAUUUGAGACACAAUUUUUAAAUUUCAUUACAGAUAUUGUAACAGAAUGCAAGAGGAGAACAUUAACAGAGCAAUAAUAGUUGUACAGAUGGGAAUGACACCUUCAGCCAAACAGGCUUUAGUCGACCUGGCACCAAAAUACAUCUUGGAGCAAUUUAUGGAGGCAGAGCUCAUGGUGAACAUUACAGAACACGAGCUUGUUCCAGAACAUGUCCUCAUGACGCCAGAGGAAAAGACAGAGCUGCUUCAGAGAUACAAACUGAAGGAACAUCAACUUCCUCGUAUCCAGUCAGGCGAUCCAGUUGCGCGAUAUUUUGGACUCAAAAGAGGACAGGUUGUAAAGAUUAUUCGCCCUAGUGAAACCGCGGGUCGAUACAUAACCUACCGACUCGUCGUGUAAUGUAAAUUAAGAGUCUACAAAAUCACCCUCAAGUUUCCCUCCUUACCAGACACAGCCAAGGAUUGGUAUGGGCAAAGCCUCAUGUACUUUUAGUUCAAUUUGUUCGUUUUAUUUGUUCGGUCAAGUAACAAGUGCUCGCAGUCGACAUUUGUUCGUUAGAGAACCGACGACAGUCCGAUUCCUAUUUUCCAAUUAGAAAUUACGCGAUCUCUCCCGAAGUUGAGCCGACAAUAUGUCGUCAUAACGUUACGUGAAGUCGUGUAUUCCGAAGAACAUCGAGUCAUUCUUCUCGCUGCCUCGGUGCUCGUUUCGUUGGUUCUGCUCGGUGUUGGUGAAGUUGAAACGGAGCUCGUGUAAGUCUAAAGUUUUCCUAUUACUGGAUGGAGUUAUGUGAAGACCUUAAAGAAAUUUCUCAAUGAAAGUUGCUUAAAAUUGUUAUGGUCAUCAAGUUCCAUGGAGAUGAAGAAGAGUGAAGGAUGCUGAGUGAAGCCGAGAGAAGGCGAGUGACGCCAAGUAAAGUCGAAAUAAGCCGAAUGAAACCGAAUGAAGCUGAGUGAAAUUCAGAGCAAGAAAGGACGCAUUCAAACUGACCGCUAGGCUUGCGGUUUGCCUUUGAAAGGUUUUAUCCUUUAAUGUGAGGCUACCUCGCCGAGAAUUUUUUAAAAAAAUCAUUAGAAGUUGGGAUUGUAAUUUAUACAGCAAGAGGCGGAAUGUUAGCGUUUUUGUUUUAAAAAUAAAAGUCAAUAAUUUGAAGGCAAA